AUGGCACGGAGCUCCUACCGGCGCCUGCCCUCCCGCCCCACCUCGCCGCCCGACGCCCCCGGCUCCUUCUCUUCCAGCCGCCUGGGCGAGGAGCCCGCGUCCCUGCGGCAGCAGAAGCUGGAGCUGCAGGACAGUGCCUCCAGGGCCUGUUCUCCUUUCCUGCCCCCUUCCCCCCACCCCCAGCGUCGCAUCUUUGAGAAGAAGCAGCGUCGGAAGCGCCAAGAGCCGCUCAUGGUCCAGGCCAACCCCGAUGCCAAGGUGACAGGCCACCGGGGCCGCCGGCCCGAGGAGCGCACCCCCCUGAUGGAGUCCUGCAGCGACCACAGCCUCUGCAACGGUAACGGGGGGGGGGCAGAUCCUCGGUGCGGGGCCAGUCCCUGGUGGGACCCCCCCCCCGGCUCCGCCCGCUCCGUCACUCUGUGCCUCCCCCAUCCAGGUGCCUCCGACGCGGAGCUGGAAGAGGCCGUCCUGGAGGACACGCGGCCCAUCAACAAGGCCAAGGCGGCGCCCAGCUCCACGCGCAAGGGUUGGCCGGCCAAGCGUAGCGGGGCCGGCCAUGCCGACGCACGACGCCCCCGGAGCUCGAAGCCGAAUGCCCCAUCGCUUGCGCGAGGGGAGCGAGUCCCCUCUGUCAUCGUGGAGUUCAGAGACCCUCAGGACAGCAGCGACGGGGACACCCCCCUGGAGGCCGGCGCUGCGGGCUGGGAGUCAGCCCUGGAGGGGGACUCGGAGGGGGAGGGGCAACUGCCCCAGGACCCCCCCGUGCCCCCCUCCCCCGUCAAGAGAAGACAGGACAGGAAGCUCCCCAACAGAGGGUCUCUCGGCAGCCCCCCCGGGAGCGCCGAGGAGGAGGAAGGAGACCCCGACAUCCUCUGCAGAUCCCUGGAGCCCGCACCAGAGGCCGACACCUCCAGCCUGCCGGAGGAAGCGCCGGGGACCCCGUGGCUUCCGCGGCCGGAGGAGCUGGAGGGGUUCGUGCUGCGCCCGGCGCCCCCCGGGGUGACCGUCCGGUGCCGCAUCAGCCGGGACCGCAAGGGGGUGGACAAGGGCGUCUUCCCCUUCUACUACCUCCACCUGGAGAGAGACGAUGGGAGGAAGCUGUUUCUCAUGUCUGGCCGGAAGAGAAAGAAAAGCAAAACCUCCAAUUACCUCAUUUCCCUCGACCCCAUCGACCUGUCCCGGGAUGGGGACGGCUUCAUCGGGAAAGUCAGGUCCAACGUGCUGGGCACCAGGUUCACAGUGUUCGAUAACGGGACGAAUCCGGAUAAAAAACCCUUCGUCCCUGAAACGGCUCCGAUCCGGCAGGAGCUGGCGGCCAUUUGCUACGAGACCAAUGUGUUGGGGUUCAGGGGACCCCGAAAAAUGACUGUGAUUAUCCCCGGCAUGAACACGGACAACGAGAGAAUCAGCAUCCGCCCGAAAAACGUGAGGCUGCUGGGGAACACUGCCGAGUACAUCGUGCUGCAGUUUGGCCGGGUGGCGCCCGACGUCUUCACCAUGGACUAUCGCGCCCCCCUCUGCGCCCUGCAGGCCUUCGCCAUCUGCCUGUCCAGCUUCGACGGGAAACUCGCCUGCGAGUAGCCCCCGCCCCCUCCGACCUCACGACCUCAGUCAUGACCUCUGACCCCACAACCUUGGAAUGACCCCACAACCUCCGACCCUGCGACCUCUGACCUAUGCUGACCUACUCUGAGUGGCUGGUUCCUCUCUGACCCACCCCUUCCCCUGUUGACGGGGCCUUGUCACCCUUGACCUCUGAUUCCUUGACUUUACCCUUUGACCUCUCACUACUCUGACCUCUGGCAUUUUUAAUGUCGUUUUUGACCUUUGACCUCCCCAUCUUGGCCUCUCGCCUCUUUGGGCCUAGCUCAUCCUUGACCUAUGACCCCUGACUUUCCUUGUGGCCCUCUGACUUCAUCCUUGGCCUGUGGUCUAUUUGACCCUUGACCUCUGACCCUUCCCUUUGCCCUUGACCUCUGACCCUUCAUCCUCACCUUUCCCCUCUGGCCCUGAACCAUUUCACCUCUUUCGAAGACGUUGCCGUGACAGCAGCUGCAGCCGCCAUCUUGAUUGAUUCAAUGUCCCCCGCCCCCAAAGAAGGGGGGUCAGGGCUGUUCUGGGGGACCCCCCCCAAUCCACGGACUUUGAAGUGCUCCUCACCCCCGAGAGUGUAACAGAUUCUUGAUCCAAAUAAAAUCUACC
Molecule: messenger RNA, 2202 nt
Organism: Chrysemys picta bellii (western painted turtle)
Lineage: Eukaryota; Metazoa; Chordata; Testudines; Emydidae
Source: RefSeq, a predicted model, not a curated record